Messenger RNA from Emiliania huxleyi CCMP1516, 608 nucleotides. RefSeq lists its product as hypothetical. The annotation marks the transcript as partial. The transcript has a single exon. Gene Ontology annotation, molecular function: oxidoreductase activity. NCBI's taxonomy places the organism in Eukaryota, Haptophyta, Isochrysidales, Noelaerhabdaceae. The record is from RefSeq and is a predicted model, not a curated record. Gene Ontology annotation, cellular component: endoplasmic reticulum lumen.
GAUGGCCGUGGGCGCACCGAUUUGGCUGGUGCUCUCGUCGGCCGCCGCGUCGACGGACGGUCCCGGCUCCGAGCGCUGCCGAUCUCUCGGCUUCGGCCCCUCGCUGCUUUGCACAUCGUGCACAAAGCUCGGCGAGCAUGUGGGCAAGGACAGCACGUUGGUCGAGGAAUGCGCGGGCUGUUGCACGGACGAGGCGCAGCGGGCGUCGCACUUUGCCAAGGCGGUGCUCGACGUGUGUAAAUGACGGCUGGGGCAUUACCCAGCGCUCUCCGAGUUCAUCGAGGAGCGCGCGGGUAAGUUUCCCAACCUAUCCGUGACGUACACCCAGGGCGCACCGCCCACGCUCUACAUGCAGGACGCCGACGGCCGGACCGUAGACGAGCUUAGUGUGGGCGGCUGGAAGACCGAGUACAUCGAUGAGUACCUUCACGAGAAGCUCAACGCUUAGGCGCGCGCCCUCCGCAGACCAUUUGGCCUCUCAAGAGAUGAAGCGCCCUCCCGGCAGGUGGCUGAGCCAUCUGGGACGGCGCGGAAAAAGAGAGCGGCCUAGGGACGAGAGGAAACUGCGGCGUUUCAUUUUCUUUGCUUUGAUCACGCUUGAAAAUCAG